This is a messenger RNA of Striga hermonthica, 213 nucleotides long. Lineage: Eukaryota; Viridiplantae; Streptophyta; Magnoliopsida; Lamiales; Orobanchaceae. The record is from the annotation of a GenBank genome assembly.
AUGGAUUCGAAGCGAAUCUUGAAGGAGCUGAAUGAUUUGCAGAAAGACCCUCCUACUUCUUGCAGUGCUGGACCCGUUGGUGAGGACAUGUUUCACUGGCAAGCAACAAUAAUGGGCCCACAAGAUAGUCCUUAUGUAGGAGAGGUGUUUAGUCACGAUUCAUUUCCCCCCUGCUUACCCAUUCAAACCUCCAAAGGUAAAGUUCAGGACUAA